AUGUUCCCAAGAAAUGUUUUUGGUGCUUUGACACGACGACGACUGGCAACACUCUCCAAUACACUUCCAAAUGCUAAUUCCAGCCCAACUGCCAUCCUAUUCAUGAACAUGGGAGGACCGCACAAUCUCGAUGAAGUCGGCCCAUUUCUCACAAGGCUCUUCUCCGAUCCUGAUCUGAUUCCCAUUCCAUUCCAAUCCUAUCUCGCUCCAUGGAUUGCUAGAAGGCGAGUUCCCAAAAUACGAGACCAGUAUGCUGAAAUCGGUGGCGGAUCCCCCAUCAAGAUGUGGACGGAACGACAAGGAGAAUUGGUUACGAAAGCGCUGGAUGUGAUAUCACCUGCAACUGGUCCGCAUAAGCCAUAUAUAGCAUUCAGAUAUGCACCACCACUGACUGAAGAUACCGUAAAACAAAUGAAGGCCGAUGGGAUUCAACGGGCUGUAGCGUUUUCUCUAUACCCACAAUAUUCAUGCUCGACUACAGGAAGUAGUUUAAAUGAAUUAAAAAAACACUUGGAUGUGCUUGAUCCUGAAAAGAGUAUACGAUGGAGUGUAUUGGAUCGAUGGGCUACUCAUCCUGGCCUAGUGAAUACAUUCGUCAAGCACGUACAAGACAAACUAUUAGAGUAUCCUGAGAAUGAACGCGAUGAUGUUGUCGUGCUCUUUUCUGCACAUUCGUUACCGAUGUCUGUUGUGAAUCGUGGAGAUCCAUAUCCAAUGGAAGUAGCAUCCACAGUGCAACAAGUGAUGCAGAAAGUGGGUCCCAAGAACCCAUACCGACUUGUAUGGCAAUCACAAGUCGGACCUGCUCCAUGGCUAGGAGCUCAAACAGGCCAAGUGAUUGAAGGGUAUGGCAAACAAGGAAAGAAGAACCUGCUAUUGGUCCCUAUCGCUUUUGUAUCGGAUCACAUUGAGACUCUUUUUGAAUUGGAUAUCGAGUAUAAGCAUAUCGCCACGGAGAAUGGAGUUACUGGAUUCAAACGAGCCGAAUCUCUGAAUGCAGCUCCAUUAUUUAUUGAUGCUAUGGCCGAUCUAAUCAAGACCCAUAUUGACUCUAAUCUGCCGGUAUCUGCUCAGCUAAAGUUGAGGUGUCCCAUGUGCACCAGUCCACGAUGUGGAGCGACAAAAGCCUUUUUCGCAUCUCAGCCAUUAAACAUUUAA
This is a messenger RNA of Synchytrium microbalum, 1158 nucleotides long. RefSeq names its product protoporphyrin ferrochelatase (gene HEM15). The coding region runs from base 1 to 1158 and encodes 385 amino acids. The record is from RefSeq and is a predicted model, not a curated record. The transcript is spliced from 7 exons. Gene Ontology annotation, molecular function: protoporphyrin ferrochelatase activity. Lineage: Eukaryota; Fungi; Chytridiomycota; Chytridiomycetes; Synchytriales; Synchytriaceae. Gene Ontology annotation, biological process: heme biosynthetic process.